Molecule: messenger RNA, 1415 nt
Organism: Electrophorus electricus (electric eel)
Lineage: Eukaryota; Metazoa; Chordata; Actinopteri; Gymnotiformes; Gymnotidae
Product: sodium channel regulatory subunit beta-1
Biological process (GO): regulation of sodium ion transmembrane transporter activity; sodium ion transport; cardiac muscle cell action potential involved in contraction
Cellular component (GO): voltage-gated sodium channel complex
Molecular function (GO): transmembrane transporter binding; sodium channel inhibitor activity
Source: RefSeq, a predicted model, not a curated record
AAAUACCAUCUUGAAUUGCAGGGGUGUCACAUUAAGACAUAGAUUCACACGGUCUAAAUUUAUCUCUUUAAACACGAGAGCUAGACGGGAGGACGCUAUUUUCCGAAAACCAAAGUGGAUUUACUUGGAAAUUUCACGGAGUUUGAAAGAAAACAUCGAAGAUACAAUAGUCUACAAGUCUUGUUUAUAUAUAGAUCUAUACAUAUAUAUCAUACAGAGUUGUUUUUAUUACACUGAAAUAAGAAGAACUGCGAUAUCACAUUGACAACGCAGCGAAGUGAGAAAAUGCGGCUGCACUGUUAUCAGAAUCAAUAAGAUUUUUACCAAACGACAUUCAGAAUAUUUUUUGACAAUUUGUUAAUCCACUUCAUAGUCAUUCUUCUGACAAUGUCACGAAAAUUCAGACCAUUUUUAUCUCUGGUAAUGUUUUUUGUAUACGUGGGGUGGACAGCACCUCUGUGCUGUGCUAUCUGUGUGGAGGUGGACUCUUUGACAGAAGCAGCGGCUGGAGAUAGCUUCAUGCUGGGCUGUAUUUCCUGUAAGAGGAGACAAGAGGUCCCUGGAAUCACCACUGUGGACUGGCACUUCAAAUCCUCCAAAGCCGAUGAGUUCUCUCAUAUCUUCCAUUAUGAUUACCCAUUGUCAACCAUUCUUCAUGAAGACUUUGAGGAUCGGCUUGAGUGGCAUGGGACGAAAGGGACAGAAGACAUUCAGAUCGGCGCUAUCUUCAUCCAUAAUGUCACGUUCAAUGACACAGGCACCUUCCUCUGCACAUUUGAGCGCACACUCUUCCUGCCUGCAGGAGAAGAACACAUCCAAAUACAAAAAACAGUCCAGCUGACUGUUGUGCCAGAAGCCAAGCGUGCCUUGACCGCAGUGAUUUCAGAGAUUAUGAUGUAUGUGGUCAUAGUCUUCCUGCAGCUGUGGAUUAUUGGAACGCUCAUAUACUGCUAUAAAAAGAUCUAUGCUGAAAAUGAAGCUGAGGUUGCCAGAAAAGCCUUGGCGGCACAAAAAGAACUUACUGAGGCAAAGGACAAUUGUGACGGGGUGCAUUUGGAGUAACUGCUUCUUUGACCAGUAUUAUCAUCAUGUUGGUGCACAGGCUUAUGAUUGCUGUAAAAACUGGUUGGGAUGAUUGUAAGAUUGUGCAGAUUUUGAAGUUGUAUUUAUUUCAAUUCUGUGUCUUUACUUUCUUCUGUAAGCAUUAACAAAUACUUAAAAGCUUUGCUGUUGCAAGCAGAAGGUGAACCCAGUGCUGUGACAAUGCAGCAUAACAGAGUCUUAAUAGAGUUUCAGAAAUAUUACAGAAGAGGUGCAUGAAGUGUUGAGGUUGCUGUUUUAUAAUUUACAUGGCAGGUUAUUUCCUGUUAAGUUGUUAUUAACAAUUAAUUAAAAAUUACUGCAUAUGAAUUUGA